Molecule: messenger RNA, 3504 nt
Organism: Orcinus orca (killer whale)
Lineage: Eukaryota; Metazoa; Chordata; Mammalia; Artiodactyla; Delphinidae
Gene: GIPR
Product: gastric inhibitory polypeptide receptor
Exons: 13
Coding region: 1-1401 (466 amino acids)
Biological process (GO): adenylate cyclase-modulating G protein-coupled receptor signaling pathway; cell surface receptor signaling pathway
Cellular component (GO): plasma membrane
Molecular function (GO): peptide hormone binding; gastric inhibitory peptide receptor activity; G protein-coupled peptide receptor activity
Source: RefSeq, a predicted model, not a curated record
AUGCCGAGCUGUCCACCCUGGUGGCUGCUACUGCUGCUCUCGCUGUGGGAGCCGCUGCUCCGGAGGGCGGAGGCAGGCUCUGAGGGGCAGACGGCGGGAGAGCUGUACCAGCGUUGGGAACGGUACCGCAGGGAGUGCCAGGCGACACUGGAGGCUGCGGCGCCCCCAGCAGGCCUCGCCUGUAACGGGUCCUUUGAUAUGUACGUCUGCUGGGACCACACUGCACCCAAUGCCACUGCCCGUGCGUCCUGCCCCUGGUACCUGCCCUGGAACCGCCAUGUGGCUGCAGGCUUUGUCCUCCGCCAUUGUGGCAGUGAUGGCCAAUGGGGACCUUGGAGAGACCAUUCUCAGUGUGAGAACCCAGAGAAGAAUGGGGUUUUUCAGGACCAAAGGCUCAGCUUGGAGCGGCUGCAGGUUGUGUACACCGUGGGCUACUCCCUGUCCCUUGCCACACUGCUGCUCGCCUUGCUCAUCUUGAGUUUCUUCAGGCGGCUGCGCUGCACUCGCAACUACAUCCACAUCAACCUGUUCAUGUCUUUCAUGCUGCGGGCAGCAGCCAUCCUCACCCGAGACCGUCUGCUUCCUCCACCUGGCCCCUACCCUGGGGAUCAGGCUCCUAUCCUGUGGAACCGGGCCCUAGCUGCCUGUCGCACGGCGCAGAUCUUGACCCAGUACUGCGUGGGUGCCAACUACACGUGGCUGCUGGUGGAGGGCAUCUACCUGCACAGCCUCCUGGUGCUUGUGGGAGGCUCCGAGGAGGGCCACUUCCGCUGCUACAUGCUCCUCGGCUGGGGGGCCCCCGCACUUUUCGUCAUUCCUUGGGUGAUCGUCAGGUACCUGUACGAGAACACGCAGUGCUGGGAGCGGAACGAUAUCAAGGGCAUUUGGUGGAUUAUAAGGACCCCUAUCCUGCUAACCAUCUUGAUUAAUUUUCUCAUCUUUAUCCGCAUCCUUGGCAUCCUCGCGUCAAAGCUGAGGACGCAACAGAUGCGCUGCCCAGACUACCGACUGAGGCUGGCUCGCUCCACGCUGACGCUGGUGCCCCUGCUGGGCGUCCACGAGGUGGUGUUUGCCCCCGUGACUGAGGAACAGGCCCGGGGUGCCCUGCGCUUGGCCAAGCUCAGCUUUGAGAUCUUCCUCAGUUCUUUCCAGGGCUUUCUGGUCAGCGUCCUCUACUGCUUCAUCAACAAGGAGGUGCAGUCGGAGAUCCGGCGGGGCUGGCACCGAUGCCGCCUGCGCCACAGACUCGGCGAAGAGCCAUGCCAACCCCCCGAGCGCGCCUUCCGGACCCUGCCCUCGGGUUCCGGCCCCGGCCAGGUCGCCGCCGGCCGCGCUGUGUGCUCGAGGACACUCCCAGGUCCUGGGGGUGAGGCCAGCCAUGUCUUAGAAAGUUACUGCUAGGCUGCGGGAUUCUUGGGUCCAUUCAGUUAGCACGUAUUUAUUGAGCGCUUGCUGUGUACCAGGCCUGGUGUGGAGAGCGCUGGGGAAAUGGGGCGGCGCGGGGGCGGGGGCGGAGGGGAAGGAAACAGAAGACAAGGUCCCUAUUCUCCUAGAAAUCACAACUGAGUGGGGAAACAGACCGUGAGGAUAAACCAAGUUACAUAUACGCUGCGGAACGGCUUAUAAAGAAAAGUUAGAAGGGGACCUAGUGUGGUAUGGGGCAUCUCUGAGGAAGUGACAUUUAAGCCAUGCCUGAAAGAGGUGAAGGAGACACCUUUGGAAAGAAUUCACGGCGAGAUUCUAGGCAGAAGGAAGCACAUCUGCGAAGGCCCUGGGGCGGGAAGGAGCUUGGCGGUGUCUGAGGAACAGAGAGGAGGCCUGCGUGUCUGGUGUGGGGUGAGUCAGAGCCAACAGAUGGAGAGAGAAGUGGGACAGGGCAGAAGAGUGGGAAUUUUAUUUCAGGUACACUGAAGGUUCUUUGGAGCGGCUCCUAAUGGAGUGGGCUAAGUUUUUUAAACAGAUCUCUCUGUCUGUCCUCUGGGGCAACAGAUUAUUAGGGGCAAGGGUGGCAGCUGGGAGCCCAGGGAGGAGGCUAAUGCAGGUGGGAGGUGAUGUUGGCUGGACCAGGGUGGUGGCCACAUAGGGUGUGAAACAGUUAGAUUCUAGAGCUGUUUUAAAGGUAGAACUGAGAGGACUUGCCGAGGAAGGAGAGAAGCCAGGGAAGACUUCUCGUUUGGGGCUGGAGAGAGGAAAGAGGGAGAUGGGGUUCAGGGUGGGGAGAACCAAUAGUGCUCUUUGGACAUGUUAAGCUGGGAAUAAGGGUCUGGAGCUCACAGGAGAGGUCAGAGUGAGAGACAGAAAUAUGAGUGGCACUGGGGUCCAGAGAGGAGGAUUCUGUGUGUAGAUAUCAACAUGGGCAAUUCAGGGCAGGUGUCAGAGCUGAAACCUACAUCCAGGGUGGCCAAAACCACUGCUAGCUGGAGAGUGUGGACACACAUGCAUACCCUUCUUGGUGGCUCCUGGGAACUAGGAGAAUUAGGAGGAAAGCCAGCAGUCUCACUGUCGCUGGACCACCUGUACACAUGCAAGACCCUCACUCCUAAGUCCCUCCCCCACAUAGACACACACUUAGAUUCAGUUGGUACCUGGGUGUUGUCCAUUCUUUUCCUUGGGGUCCCCAGCUCCCUGGACAGAUAUGGCCCAUGGUCGCUGAACUCAGAGUCCUUUCAAGCAUGUGGUCCUGCUGGGCCCCUCUUGUGGGUUCUGGGAAGGUGGGGGCCUAGGGCUGGGCCCUUGUAAAUAAAGCAUGAGAAACAGUUGUUUUUUGUGGGGGUGGGGGGUGGGAAAAUCUUCUUGGCCAGGCCAUAAGGGAAAUGACAGAGGCGGGCUGUGUGGCCAGAUGGCGGUGGUGGCCUUGCACCCUCUGGAGAGCAGUACUGCUCAACUUCAGCCACGUGUUGCCAAGAGAUCAUGGACACCAUGCUGCCACCAUCCUCCAUGCCUAAGAGAACGCUCCCAGCUGGGAACGUUCAUGUGAUCUCCUGUUAUUUAAACUAUUUACAAUGUGUAUGAUUAAAAAUUGUGUGUGUGCCAAACAUUUUCUGAGAGCUGCUUCUCCAGAAAGGUAGUGUAGGAAUAAUAAAGCUGCAGGAACCAGCCUAGUUCAAAUCUUAGUUUUUGGCUACUGAUUAGCUGUGUGACUUGGGGAAAAUUCCUAACCUCUCUGUGCCUAAGUUUCACUUCUGGAAAAUGGGAAUAAUGAUGGUACCAACAUCCUAGGGUUGCCUGAGAUUCCAAUGAGUAACUCUUAGGAUACUGCCUGGUGCAUGGAGCACACUUGGCCAGUUUGCCUAGUGCUUUUCCUGCAACCUGUUUUCACUUUCACUCACCGUAACGGAAGAGGGGAUUAGAGACCAUUUGGGCAGUGGGUUGGGUAAAGAGAUGAGGAAAUUCAGAUUGAUGCCAGGCAGGGGUGUCCUAGGCUAGAAUCUUUGCUGCCAGCCUGCAAGGCAGGGAAAGGAAUUCCUAUUUCCCGGGGAGAACAGGAGGGAUGUGGGGCAGGGA